ACUCGAGGAUGUUGGACUCUGACGGAUGCGCGACGAUGAAAGGUGGAGGAUUCUUUUGGAUAUUUUGGUACUCGCGGGUGAGCUGUUGGAUAGUCAGUCUGACGACCUUGAUCUCAAGGCUAGAAUAGUUGAACUCACUCUUUUGUAUGCGGCUUUAGUGGCCAUCUUGCUGACAGCUGUGGUGUGAGGGCUGCUGGUGGACUGGAAAGAAGUAUGGAAGCCCGAGGAAUGUAUAAAACGAUGGGGGGCUGCUCAGCGGAAAAAGAAUGACGCAGGACGAGCAAAGUAUUACGAAGAAGAGAGGACGAUGAAAAGAACAGGGAAAAGGGGGAAAGAUGAAUGAUUUAUGACACUUUUGCUGAGCAGAGUUGCUUCUUUCUGGUUUCGAAGGGCAAAGGAGGCGCGGGGUCACGUGCACGA
Molecule: messenger RNA, 420 nt
Organism: Aspergillus ochraceoroseus IBT 24754
Lineage: Eukaryota; Fungi; Ascomycota; Eurotiomycetes; Eurotiales; Aspergillaceae
Exons: 1
Coding region: 26-187 (53 amino acids)
Source: RefSeq, a predicted model, not a curated record